Vespula vulgaris is the source of this 7938-nucleotide messenger RNA. Its product is annotated as muscle-specific protein 300 kDa-like. The record is from RefSeq and is a predicted model, not a curated record. Gene Ontology annotation, biological process: nuclear migration. Gene Ontology annotation, cellular component: meiotic nuclear membrane microtubule tethering complex; nuclear outer membrane; cytoplasm. NCBI's taxonomy places the organism in Eukaryota, Metazoa, Arthropoda, Insecta, Hymenoptera, Vespidae. The transcript is spliced from 7 exons. Bases 1 to 7938 code for a protein of 2645 amino acids. Gene Ontology annotation, molecular function: actin filament binding.
AUGGCCGAUGACGAAACUACAGAUCGUGAUGAUGCCACAAUCGAUCAGGCACCAUCGAUACACUCUACUGUUGAAAGCAGUCCACCAUCCUUAGCCGAUGUGUCCUUACAAACAGGACAAAGUUUAUUAUUAGAUAUUGUAGAAGAUAAACCAUUACAACUUACGAAACAAACCUCGACAACUCAGAUUCCAGUUAUAACAGCUACUCAAUCAUUCAUGACACAAACUAUAGAUGCCACAACUUUCCCAGAUCAGCAAAUAAAAGAAACAAUCAAGGUAGUAAAACUGUCUGAGGGUGAUCAUGAUGUUAUCGAAAUAGCAACAAAGAACGCAAGGGCUGAUGUAAGUCAAAAUUUAAUUCGAAGUGAACAAAGUAACGUCGUACCUGAUGAUAUAAUAGUUGAUAUGAAAUAUCAAGAUGGUCAAAGGGAAGAGAAUGCUAAAAGCGAAUUAAACAUUCAUCAUGCGACUCCUCAAUCUUUCGAAACUGUACUCGUUGAACCAGACGACGUGACUACUGAAAUAGUUGUCGAUGCAGAUGGUACGAAGAGAAUUAUCGUUAGAAAGUUAAGACACACAGUUGUUUCCAACAGACACGCUCAACAACAUGCAUCGUCGAUUACGACAGCUCUUGGUGAGGAUGCGUCAAUGAUGCAAGCAUUUUCAGAAGCAACCCUGAGAGAUCAAUACGUCACGGUUACUACAACGAAACCUGAUGGUACCGUAGAAACAUUAACGAAACAAAUUCACGGUAGUAAAGUAACAACAGGUAUACCAGAUGCAGAAUAUUUCGAAGAGAAAUAUGAAUCAACACCACAGUAUACCCACAAAAUAACUCAGGGAGCUGUCAGAGAUAUCAGUCCUUUACCUAUGGAAGAACAGAUAUUAGAACAUGGUCAGUAUCAAACGAAGACAUCUAGCGUUCACGCUGUAGUACAACAAGUGACUAGAAGAGUUAUCAAGAAAACGCGAAGAAUUAUACGAAAAGUUACAAUCAUAGAUGGUAAGGAAACUACAAGCGAGGAGAUAAUUGAAGAACCUGAAGAAAUAGAAAUAGAUGAGCAAGAUAUACCGCAUAUUAAUAUCAAUGUUAUUAAAGACGAAAGUGAAAAAACAUUUGGAUUAGAAAAAAGGGUAAGUGAUGAAAAGAAACAAGAGCCAUCAUUAUUCUCAAGCUUCUCAGGAAAUAUACAAAGUGAUACUUCUUAUGAACAGCGUUGUCCAGAUAGUCCUAUGCAAGGUCCAUUCUUUGGUCCGUUUGCAAAGGAUAUGUCAAGCAUACGUCGAUCUGAGGUAAAGAAAAAGUCUAUUGAAAGUACUAUCAUUGACGAUACGAAAGUUGAUGCGGGGAAAACACGCGACGAAUUAAAAGAAGCAGGAAAAGUUGAAGUUAAAGAUUCGUGGGACGAUACAAAUGAACAAAAGCUUAUCAUAAAGGAACAACCUAUUACUGUAUUUCAAGAACAAGAUAUUCUUACUUGCACUGUCACUGAUAUUCCAUCUGAAUCUGUCGUUGAUAUUCAUAGCCACGAAGAUGUUGUUACAGAGGUAAAUAAUACGGGGCAAACACUUCUAAAGGAACAAGUAGUGUCCUAUCUAGGAGAGUCUAUUAUUUUGCAGACACCAGAUGAGGAUAUUCCUGCUGCUAUGCAAUCGUCAGUAUUAUCGGAGGAUCCAGCAAAGACCGACAACGCAUCAGUUACAACUAAAGCUACUUGUAAGUUUGACGAUGUAAGCUACAAAACACUCGAUACCUUGGUAGAAAGCAGCACGGUAGAUGUAGCAAAGCACGAUGAUGGUAGCAAUAUUCUAGAUGCUGACAAAGAAACUAGUAGAUCGAGUAUUUAUAUGUUAGAGGAUACACGGAAAAUUCAAGAAGAGGCAUUACCCACAAUGGAGAGCAAACUGGAAGAUAAUAAUGUCGAACAAUUACCAAAACAAUUAGCAGAUAUUCAAUUUGAUGUUAAAAUAGAAGAGGUUACAUCACCAGAAAUAAUUCAAAUAACACAAACUACAGACGAGGAUAUUAUCCAUAAAGAUGUUCCAAGAAAAUCGUCUGUUGGAAAAGUUGAAAUUUCUUUGUCUAUUCAAAAACACGAUGAAAAACCAGAGUCUAUAGUAUACAUAAAAACCCAAUCAGAACGUUCAAAUGAACGACCAUAUCAUACUGUCUUAGAAGAUGUUAAGAUCAGUCUUCCAGCGGAUCAAGAAGCCUCCGAAAUAAUUCAUAACAAAACUGUGCAGACGAGUCCAUUAAAUAUCGUUCAAAAAGACACGGUAACAACUCAAACAUCGAUACCUUUGAGUACUGAAACGAGCCAACAAGACUUGGUGAAUGAUAAAUUAAACUUACCAGAGGAUCAAAAAGCGGAACUACAACAACAACAAAAAGAGGAACUACAAGAGGAACUAAUACAAGAAGAACUACAACAAGAUGCAGGAACUGUUAGUCCGGUUUCCACAACUAUUGCUGAGUCAAUAGAGAUCAGUGUACCAUUAUCCGAAUCACCAGAACAUACCAGCGAACAACCUCAACCAGACAUAAUAGAAAUUACCGAUUCACUAGGACUAAGCUUACAUAUUAAAAACGAGAGUUUUGAAUAUGAUCAUGGAUAUGAACCAGAUGACAGAACAACGGUUGAAGAAUCUUUUUCUGCUCAAGGUGACGAUGAUAUAGGUAGAAAGAAGAAAAAGAAAAAGAGAAAGAAACAAAAAAUUCGCGAAGUAAUAGAAGAUUCCUCUGGAGUACCUAAAAGUUCUUCGGAUGAAGCAAAUUCAGCGAGCAAGGCAACGAUGUCAGAUGAAGAAGACGACGUGAUCGAAAAAACGAAAGAAAUUGAAACUGUCGAAACAAAGCCUAUCAUUGAAGAACCAGAGAUCUGUGUGGAUAAAAUUCCUAUUGACACGCAAACUGUGGUCAUAGAAACAUGUGAUGUAUCAAUUUCUCCGGAACAAAAUAAGGAAUUAAUUUCUAUAGAAUCAGUAGCUGACACUGUAGAACAGGAAGUACAAACAUUUAAAAUAGAAGAAACAGAUAGUCAUAUGCAAACUUCGCCACAAGCUAUGUUUGCAAGUGCUAUGCAAACGGUUCAGGAAGAAAUACCUGAAAUAAAAGAAUCCAGUAUACAAACGGUAACACCUACGAAAACACCAACGACGGAAAACGCGAUUCAGACCAGUCCUAUUGAAGACGUUUCAUCAUCACCUAUUGUGCUCGAAACUGAAGAUUCACAUGUACAAACAACCAUAGAAAUGAAUUCAGCAGAAAUGCAAACUUCUCCGAUAGAAUACAUUCCUUCGAUAGAUAUGGAAACUCAAACGUUACCGAAAGUAUCAAUCGACGUUGAACAACAAACCUCAGUUCCUGCGACUAUAGAACAAACGACAUCUCCUGAUGUAUCAGAGACAGUCGAAGUAAACGUACAAACGAGCAAACCACCUAGUCCUGAGAAACCAGAAAUGUUAGAUUUCGAUGUUCAAGCUGAACUGUUGGAGAAAGCAAUAUUUGAAACCGCAGAAACACAAACAAUGUCGAAUGAACCAGUACAACAAAUGGAAACUCAAGAAACAGAGAUACAAACAAAAUCGCCUGAACUUUGUUCAUUAGAAACUAUGGAAACUCAGACAACUCCUGAAGACAGUCUGAAAAAAAUCGAAACAGAGGAAAGGGAAAUACAAGUAAAAUCGUUCCAACUAUUCCCAUUUGAUAGCAUAGAAACCCAAACGACGCCAGCACAGAGUCCUCAUAAAGUAGAGAUUAUGGAAAAAGAAGUACAAGUGCAGUUAAUGGAUAUUACUUCUCCUGAAACAGUGGAAACACAAACGACGCCUCAGGAAAGUCCACGACAAAUAGAAAUCUUGGAAAGAGAAGUUCAGACAAAAUCACCGUCACCAAUUACUGACAUUAUGAUUCAAACAAGUCCAAUGAUUAACCUAGAACCACGAGAAAGUUAUGAUCUUGAAACACAAACUAUCCAGGAGUCAAUGGAAUAUGGUACGGAAGAAGAAACACAAACUAGCUCGCCAGAAGUCGUAGAAACCAUUAGUAGUUCUAUGCAAGUAGAAUCUAAAGAAUUAAUACCUCUUCUUGAUAAAACUUCACAAAUAUCUUCCGAAAAUUCUGAGAAAAGUUCACAAGUCUCACCCAAGUUACAAGAAGAGCGUGACGAGUCAACGUCGGUACAUACUAUCACUGAAGAUCAACUUCUGGAAACAAUAGCAUCGGUUGCAUCAUCCGAUGAUAUAAAAACGCAAUUGAGUUCAACUCAGUCAACAGUCGUAGAAGCUACAGAAACAUUACUAAAAUCAGAAAUCAGUGAUGCUUUGGUGCAGUCACCACAAUUUGAUAUAAAAAUAUCUGAAGAGACUUUGUUUCUUCAAAAGGAAAAUGAGGUUAUGAAAAUGCCGAAAGAAGAAAUCAUGGACCAACCGUUAGAGAAAGAAGAAGACAUUGAUGAAUCGAACAAAUCAAUAGAUAUAUUGCUCGAAAAGAAUUCAACGCCGGAUACCUCAUUCGAAGUACACAUCAAAGCGACGAUAGAAUUACCUAAUAGCGAAACAUCUAGCGAAGCUAUAAUGAAUUCGGAAUCAUCGACAGAUAUUUCGCAAGAUGUAUCACUCAGUCCCAAAACGGGUAAUUUAGACUCUAUAUUUGGACAACCAGCACAAACACAAAAUUCAUCUUUGAAAUUAUCUUAUUCCGACGUAACUAAGAAAAAUACAAAUAAGCAACCAUUCGCAGUAAAUGUUGAUGAACCAAUAACUGCUCAAAGUUUUGGAGAGAACGUUGAUUAUACAUUAACCAAAUCUUCUGCUCCUUUGGAUCUUGACAAGGGACUUAAGAAAGAAGUUCAAGAAAUGAAUUUAGGAGAUGAAACAAUACCGAUGUCUUUGGAUACAAGUAUCAGUCCUGUCUCACAAUCAACAAUUUUUGCUGAUUUAUCUAACCCGUCAAAAUCAGAUAAACCAUUCGAAUCUUCCUUAACGAGUGAAGGUCAACGAUUCGAAGCUCUCUUCGUAUCUACUCCCAGCGAACCAAUGGAUACAACUAUGUCGCCAGAUGAGUCACCAUCAUCAAAUCAAAUUGAAAAACCAAUAAAAACACAAGCGAAGACUUACGCGGAAGCUAUUUCACAAUUAUUAAAAACUUCAUCGACACCUGGUGUAGUCGAAUACGAAAAAGAAUAUGAUACAUUAGCAUGGGAAGAUCGAUUACUUGUUCCUCACUCAACAAAUUCACAUAAAACAACUAAUCAAACAGAGUUUUCAUUAAGAGAAGCAAUAGAAGGAAGAAAUCCUCAACAUCAGCCUACCCAAAAGAUCCAAACUACACGAAUAAUUUCGGAUAGAGUGAAAAGUCUUAACAAUGCAGCAGAGACGGAUCAUUUGGGCAAUGUAUUGCACGUUGCUCGUUUAAGCGAAGUUAUGACAGAUAAAUCGGCAGAAGAACGUUCAUUGGAUGUACGGAAGGAAUUAACACAGCUCAGAAACGCUAUAGAAGAAAACGAUAUAGUAAUCGUCGAGGAAACUCUUCUCACGGUUAUAGAAACUAUAUCCACGUGGUUAGAAACGAUCGAAUAUAGAAUUUUUCUCAAUAGAGAGUGUCCAAGUGAACUGUCUCACAAUGAUGCGAAAACUUUUAUCGAGCUGAAGGAAGAAGUAGAUCAUGUAGAAGAGAACAUCCGAGAACUCAAUGACAUUUGGAAACUCGUUGAAGCCAAUUAUCCUAUUGAAGAACGUGCCAUAUUGAGAGAAUGCUUUGACGCGCUCGAACAACAUGUGAAAGCCGUCGAACACGUGACAAAUACCAGCGAGGAAUGUGCUAGUAAUCAUCUCGCCAAGUGGGAUGAAUUAUUAAAUGGUGUAAAUAAUAUAUACAGAUUAGUCGAAGAACAACGUAAGCAACUGGAUAAUAUAAUCGAAUGCGAAGCUUCGACAAGAUGGAAACUUCAAGAACUAGAUAAGAUGGAGAACAUGAAUCGUUGUCACAUGUGGAAGACUGGAAAGCUUCUUGCUACUUCGCAUGAAUUACUCCGAGAUUACCCUGGAAAAAUUAUUCCAGAAGAGACUUACUUAGCUCACGAAAUUACCAAAAUCAUCGAGAACAGUAUAAGCAUAGAAAGAGAUCGACUUCUUCAAUUGCUCGCUUUAGCUGAAGAAUACGAACAAACCUUACAGGAAUUUUCACAAAUUAUUGAAAUUGCUGAGAAUUUGCUACAGAGUCCAAUAUCUGUCAUGAAUUUGGAACAUCUUCAAGAAGAAAUGCAAAAACAUAGGAAAUUCUUUGUUAAUUUGAAUCAUUGUCGCGCAAUUUUAGAAUCAUUGGAAGGCAAUCUGGAUCUAGAAACUAGAGCCAAACAUACUGAUUUGCACGUAGAAUUACAUAGUCGUGCAUCUUCGUUGCUUGACCAAGCUGCCUCUCGAGCGCAACAAAUGGCAUUAGCAGCUACACGUUGGAUUCUUUUAGAGCAAGGAGUAAAAGAGGAAAAAGGCUGGCUUCAAGUAGCUCAUCAACGUGUUCCUGAUCUCCAGACGGUCACUUCUUCCGACUAUGAUCAAUAUAUUUCUUUGUAUCAGUCUUUAUCUUCUGACGUUGCCACACAUCACGCCCGUAUCAUUCAACUAUUGGACAUUGCAAAUCGUUUAGAAGAAUUGGUGACCAUUGAAAAUUCUGAAGAUCGUUAUAACGAAGUCUUAGAUGUGAUCGUUAAACUUCAGGAUAGUAUAGAAUCUUCUUUAAGACGAUUAUUAUCAUUCCGAGAAAAUUGGAGUACCCAGCAAACAUUAAUCAAUCGUAUCGAGAAUUGGAUGACAACAGCCGAAAAAGAGCUAGUUCCUCUAAGUGAUACAUCAAAUGGAAGCAUGCGUCGUUUUUGGGAAUUAAAAGCUCAAUAUGAAAUACACAAUAACAUGCGCAACGAAGCAGACAAGUGUUUCGAGCAAGCUUUAAAGAUCAUUCCUCUUUCUGACGAGAUGCUUCAAAGACAAUUCCACGGUGAAUUACAAUAUCGAUGGAAAGACGUGACGGAAAAAAUCAAUGAAAUUCAGUCGGAGAUUACGCGUAACAUUUCCUCCGAAGAUAUCUCCUCGAACGAAAGAUUGAAAAUAUUGGAAAAAGAAUUAAACGAAUUGAGAAUGUGUCUCGAUGAUUUACAUGGAGUGUUGAAGACGGAGGAAGAGCUUGAUCUUUACAUAGAAAGACUUACCGUCCUAUUCGACAGAGUUUCGUUGAUUCAAGAUAAACUAAGUCGCUUGGGUCUUCUACCAGCGGCAGAAAGUGAAACUGUUGGAAUUCUCUUAUCGUCCGCUCAUCGUAUAGAGAGUCAGAUAAGUGAAGAAUUGGAUUCGGCUCAAUUACUUCGAGAAAAACUUCAAGCAUUAAAACGUGGACUUGGACAUGUCAGGAAAGCUCAUCAAAAACAUUCCUUGACUUUGGAUCAAUGCGAAGAAAGCGAAAAGCAAGGAAGCGACGUUGUCUCAGCUGCUGUAGAUCGCUGCGAAUCCGUUUCGGAUGAGUUAAUAGUUCUUUGGCACGAUCUUAUGAGUCUUCGGCAAUUGUUACAUAAGUUGCCAUCCGGCAUGAGAAUCAGUGUAUCACCUGUAGGCAUCGAACGCGAUAUCUCCGCUCUUCAGGAUGCUCACACUGAACUAGAAUCUAGAUGCACACGUUUACUAUCCACAUUACGAAAUAGACUUGCAUUGUGGAAUCACUUUGAAAAACAUUUGGAAAUGGUACAACAAUCCGUUCAAGAAGCUGAUUAUAUGAUGGAGCUCUUAACUGUUCAAGGAUCGGUGGAUUACGAUAGAUUACUCAAGGCUACCGAGCGACUUGAGUUUGUAUCGCAUAUCAAAUUCACUUCCUGUAGUUAUCAGUUUUCUAUUACGUAUAUAACUUUAACGUCACCAACCUUUUCGUCUUAUGGAAAUUCAUAUUCUUAA